Punctularia strigosozonata HHB-11173 SS5 is the source of this 1710-nucleotide messenger RNA. RefSeq names its product FAD/NAD(P)-binding domain-containing protein. Bases 1 to 1710 code for a protein of 569 amino acids. The record is from RefSeq and is a predicted model, not a curated record. The transcript has 7 exons. Lineage: Eukaryota; Fungi; Basidiomycota; Agaricomycetes; Corticiales; Punctulariaceae. Gene Ontology annotation, molecular function: monooxygenase activity; flavin adenine dinucleotide binding.
AUGAGCAGCGAAAUAGUUCGAAUCGCGGCGGACUGGCUUGACAGUCUCGGUCAAGCGUUCGCGUCAGGAGACGCCGAGACGAUCGUAGCACUGUUCCAACAGGACGGCUGGCUGCGAGAUCUUCUGACAUUCAGCUGGGACUUCCGCUCUCUCCGCGGAACAGAUCAAAUCAUCAAUUAUCUCUCUCAAUAUAUUCCCUCUGCUAGUAUCUCCAACGUCAAGCUCGAUCGCCGUACUGGACUGGAGCCUUCCCUUGUAUCCCUGGGACCCGAUCUCGACAACAUACUCGAGGCCUCAUUUACGUUUGAAAAUGCUUCUGGUAGCGGUCGAGGUAUGAUCUACCUGAAGCAAGAUGCCACGCAACAGUGGAAGGCAUUCAUCGUCUUCAUGACGCUGGACGAGUUGCGUGGGUUAGAAGAACAAGACCACGAGUCGGGCCUAUACGGUGGGCAUACGAUUACAUACCAGGAGGUUCAGGCGAGGCGCGUUGCAGAGGUGGAAAGUGAUCCUCAGGUCCUGAUCGUCGGGGCCGGUCAGACAGGGCUGCAGGUUGCAGCCCGCUUCAAGCAGAUGGGCAUACGGGCCAUAGUAAUAGAUAAGAACUCUAGGGUCGGUGACAAUUGGCGAGUCCGGUACAUCAUGUUCCCGCAUCAUACUCGAGCCCUUCUCCUAUACGCACCAUUUCCUUCCACAUGGCCGAGAUUCACUCCAAGAGACAAACUUGCCAACUGGCUUGAGCAGUACGCAACCUCUCAGGAUUUGGUCAUCUGGACGGAUUCCGAGAUUGUGCCUACUCCGAGCUACGACCCUGGCACUAAGCGCUGGGGCGUCCGAGUUCGACGAGGGGACACAGAGUAUCUCCUACAUCCUAUCGAUAUAGUCAUUGCGACCGGCACCCUCGGCGAUCCCUUAGUACCCCUCAUCUCUGGGCAGGAUACGUUUGUAGGCGAUAUCAUGCAUUCAUCCCGCUUUCCCGGUGGUCAAGUCUUCACGGGUAGACGCGUCCUAGUGGUCGGUGCAGGUAAUACGUCGGCCGACCUUUGCCAAGAUCUGGUGCACCACGGGGCUGCAUCUGUGACGAUGGUUCAGCGUUCGUCCUCGGUCGUGGUUUCUGACAAAUACAUGGCUGGCUUUUUCGAGGGGAGGUGGCCGGAGGGUGUUCCGUAUGAAAUAAGCGACUUUCGGACGGCCGCCAUGCCUCUUGGUCAGACGCGGGAGAUUCUCCAGAGGCUACAGCAGUAUGCUCUGGAAUACGAUAGCACCAUGCACGAAGAUUUGCGCAAGCAAGGUCUCUCUUUGAGCAACGGUCCGGACGGCGCAGGUUUGAUAUGGACGUUGUUUAGUCGAUUAGGCGGGAUCGACGUUGGCUGUGCUGCGUUGAUUGCUGACGGCAAGGUCGAGGUUAAGCAAGGGGUAGAGGUAGCCAGAUUCGACAAGAACGGUAUUCUGUUCAGUGAUGGCACAGAAACGGAGGCAGACGCCGUUCUCUUCGCGACUGGGUACCAUAAUAUGCGCGAUACCAUACGCAAGAUAUUUGGCGAUAUCAUCGACAAGACAUCCCCUGUGUGGGGCCUCGAUGAUGAAUACGAGUUGCGAGGUUUCUAUCGCCCUUCGGGCCAGGAAGGGCUCUGGUAUGCCGCCGGUGACUUCAGCCACGCGCGCUAUCACUCGAAACAUCUUGUCAGUGGGCAUUCUUAUCCAAGCGGAUAA